Messenger RNA from Ceutorhynchus assimilis (cabbage seed weevil), 723 nucleotides. Lineage: Eukaryota; Metazoa; Arthropoda; Insecta; Coleoptera; Curculionidae. The record is from the annotation of a GenBank genome assembly.
AUGUACGGGUUAGCUACCCUUAUAUUGAGAUCUCCACUAGCUGUAAUCAACAGAAAGAAUAAAAAACAGGUUGGUGAGGAAUUGCAGGCUAAUUUUUCUCGGAACCACCCAAAGACUCAGCCUGAUCCGGAGAAGGAUGGAGCAAACGGCACCUCUCUGGAUAACGGCACCGUAAGAACUCGCAACGAAUCAGGUAAAAGGUUUUUAAGGUCAGACAUUGUAGGGGACGGAAGUUGUCUAUUCAGAGCAAUAAGUGUAUUCUUGUACGGGAGUCAAGACCAACAUCAACAGAUCAGGAUGAACACCACCAACUACAUCCAUGACAACUGGUCUGCUCUCAAAAUAUACGUAGUAGAAAAUGAUCAAAAUAAUAAUCCCACUGCAGAAUGUACAAUCAUUAAAUCUAUCAGCCAUUCUCAAGAGCUGAAUGAAGAUGAUGCUGUACCAAUGCUAGGCUUAGAAAAAUCUAUUUCGAAUCUGAAUGCAGUCAUAAGAAAUAAUGUCAAAACUGUCGGGGAUUUCAAAGCUCUCAAGAAAAUAGUGGCUUCCAUUGAGCGGACUCUAAAGACCAUACAAGAAAGCAAAACAAGGAAACAUUCUUUGCUCACUAAUGAAAAGCCAAAACCAGGAGCAGUACCAAAGAUUAUUCCACAGCGCCAUAAUCCUCUUUUAUUUUCAACAAAAAAUAAAAAAGCAAAAAACAGACAAAAGGAAAAAUGUUAA